Molecule: messenger RNA, 1014 nt
Organism: Staurois parvus
Lineage: Eukaryota; Metazoa; Chordata; Amphibia; Anura; Ranidae
Source: the annotation of a GenBank genome assembly
AUGAUUGUGGUUCUUCUGAUUUGUAUUGUCUGGUUCCCGCUAUUGUUCAUGUCUUUAAUAAAGUCAGUUGCUGGAGUCACAAACAAGCCCUUGGAUGUCUCUAUCAAAAUCACCCUGGGAGGAUAUCAACCUAUUUUUACCAUGAGUGCUCAACAAAACCAGCUAAAAUUUAUGACAGAGGGAGCGUACACAUCCUUUAAAAGAAACAAGGAAACUUCUGCUCUUCAGUUCAUGGAAGGAUAUGGAUCAGAAGACAUCACUACUGCAGAACUAGAAGGAGGAAAUUCAAAUUCUCUAUGGACCAUUAGCCCUCCAAGCAGAACAAUGAUGAUAGAAAGCAUUGCAGAUUUAUCUCAUGAAUUCACAUUGGUUAUUUCUUGGACUAUUCACAGGAACUUGAGUCUUGGAGCCAAUGCAGAAGUCACAGGUGAUAAACAUACAGUUUCACUUACGAAUGAAACACGAUUAUCCCUGGCCAAAAUGAUGAAAUCAAACGCUUCAACUCCAGUAACACUUGAAAAAAUUUAUCCAUGGUACAUCAAAGCACCAAAAGAUUCUAUUGCUAAACCGAUCCUGCAACUCCUUAAAGGUCAAGAGUUUGUAAAUAUUAACGUUUCUCUAAACAGAAAUGUUACUGGAGGUAGUAUUCAAGAAUGGUGGGUCCUCAAUCAAACCCAUAAGCACUUCACAAACAAAACUGGCUUGGAAUUGAUUGUUUUCAGUGAUAAAGUCAGUCCUCCUAGUUUAGGAUUCUUAGCAGGUUAUGGAAUAAUGGGACUGUAUGCCUCUGUGGUACUUGUAAUUGGAAAAUUUGUUCGUGAGUUCUUUAGUGGAAUAUCUCAUUCAAUCAUGUUUGAAGAGCUACCAAAUGUGGACCGUAUAUUGAAACUGUGCACGGACAUUUUCCUAGUCCGAGAGACUGGAGAACUGGAACUGGAAGAAGAUUUAUAUGCCAAACUAAUAUUCUUAUACCGCUCACCAGAAACUAUGAUCAAAUGGACAAGAGAAAAAAAU